Molecule: messenger RNA, 396 nt
Organism: Nezara viridula (southern green stink bug)
Lineage: Eukaryota; Metazoa; Arthropoda; Insecta; Hemiptera; Pentatomidae
Source: the annotation of a GenBank genome assembly
AUGGGCUCUGAGCUGGAGCAGCACCACCACGGGGGCAUGGGGUCGCUGGAGGGCGGCGGCAGCAUCACGCCCGGCCCGCCCCCGACCUCCAAGUCCGCCUUCAUCGAGCUCCAGCAGCACCCCUACAACCCGGUCCGCUCCUACCACCCCCAUCACUUCGGGGGCGGCGGCCAGGGCCAGGGGCCCGGGCACCACGACGGCUUCGGCUCGCCCAGGACGGCCCUGUCGGCGUACCCCUUCCCGCCGAUGCACCACAACAGCUACACCGGCUACCACCUCGGCACCUACGCACCGCAGUGCCCCUCGCCGCCCAAAGAUGUGAUAGUGGAAGGGCCGCGGAUGACAGCGGGGAGAGCGUUGUCAGGGCCCGAACCACCUCCGCGGCUCAUUCACUAA